UCAGAUGACGUCACUAGCCAUCGCUCCCGGAGCCGGACGGACGGGCGGAGCUGUAAGGAAACAGCGAUGGACGACUUCCAGGCCGCGGAUGAUGUUGCCUUCAACGUGGAUGAAACAAGCAAUAUCGUCAAAGAGUGCAUCGACAAUAUUAUUGGAGGGGUUGAUUAUAAUCACAACAAGAUCAAUCAGUGGACUGCUGCUGUGGUUGAACAAUCCCUAAUGCAUUUGAUUAAAAUGGGAAAGCCAUAUAAAUAUAUCGUGACCUGUGCAGUAAUGCAGAAAAGUGGGGCUGGUCUCCAUACAGCAAGUUCGUGUUACUGGGACAGCAGCACUGAUGGAAGCUGCACUGUGAGAUGGGAAAACAGAACCAUGUAUUGUGUCGUCAGCGUGUUUGCUGUCAGCAUUAUGCUGUGAUGUAACGGGAGAUCUUGUAUGCAUCACCUUUCCUAAAUCCAAGUCUUAAAGAAGAUGUACAUAACAAUAGCAAGACCACUGAUUUGUGAUACAGGUCCGACAUGUAUAUUGUGGUUAACUUAUGAUAGCAUAUACUGUACAUGAAUAUAAAUUAAAGCUGCAAUCAGUUUCAUAAGGCAGUAUCUUGCUUAAGUUCUUGUGUUUCUAAUGAAUUUGUGACUCUUAAACUUCAAGGUUUUGUUACCAGCUGUAGCUUCUGUUUGUGUUAUAUCAGGAAUUGGCAAUUGUGCAGAUUUGGUAUACUAAAUAAUUGCAUUUUCAUAAUUUCUUGGCAUUUGAGGUUGAGUUGUGCAGUAUUAAAAUGUAUUCAAACAGCAGCUAGCCAAUUCUAGUCAAAUAACCUUUGCUUAAUUGGCUCAGCUAUGAACUCACUGAAUUUGGACUCUUUCCUCUACUAUGGAAUAGAAUUUGCAUUUUUUUUUAAAGAAGUUGAGUAUUUAGAGCCUGAUGUUUCCUCAAAAUUUUAACAAUCAUAUCUCUCACUGGUGGAUGCGGUGUGAUUGCAACAUGUAAGAGAAGUUUGGAUAAAUACAUGGAUCAGAGAGGUAUGUGGCAGAUGGGUCAAGACAGAAUAACAGUUCAGCAUGGAGUAGAUGGGCUGAAUGGCUUCCUUCUGUGCUGUAGUGCUCUCUGACUCUAUAUUCAAUAUAAAAUACUUUAUUAUUGCAGCAAUAAAUUAGCUGCGUGUUUAUGACAAAAAAAUGAAGUUUCAAGUUUGACUGUUGACAAUAUAAAACUUGCUAUUUGAAUGGAGUAGGUGUUUAGAAAUAUCCUAGGAUUCUUCAAGCAAUAUUUAAUCACUGAUAACUGACUACAGCUGAUUGAUCUUGACAGUUACAAGAGACCAGUGUAAAAACUGCCUAUGUUCAAUCACUAACCAGUCAGUCCCAAUACUUUUGCAGGCUAAGUUGGAUUUGUAGCCCUGUAUUGGUGAAUUAGCAUUAAACAGGAUAUUGCUUAUUUAUAUACCUGAAAUAUCAAAAAUGUCAUGAUACAUAUACACUCUCAGAGUAUAAUUACAUAAACUUGUCUAAUUACAUAACUUUUUCCAAAAGGAAUCUGUUUAAACUAACUUAGUUGCAAAACUGAUGUUUACUUUUAGCAAAGUGACUAAAGGAGAUUAAGUGUGCUCCAUUUAUAAGAGUUAUAUUCAAUAAAAUAUUGAAUGAGGUAAGGUCUGCAACUUAACCAGUUCAAUUUAGGUUCAAAUUUGGGUUAAAUAUGUUCAAAAUUUGGAGCACUUGGUUGUUCUUUAUGUAAAUGCAUUGAAAACUAUGUAUAUUUGAAUUUUUCAAUACACAAAAUUAACCUAAAGUAAAUUUUAAUCCUGAUCUCAUUUUGUUCAUAGAGAACUUCAUUGAGGAAUUUUGCAAAGCUGGGAAAAAAGGUUUCCGAUGAAACUUAUGACUGGAACACUAAUUUUAUUUUUGUUCCCUAGACUGCCUGGCUAGCUGAAUGAAUUGUUUUUCUCUUACACUUCUCCCAUCGCAGAGGUGCUGUUUGUAAAUAGGAGAGACUGGUUGAUCCUUGUUUAUGCACCACAAGUUGUUGAAAUUGAUCUGACUUUUUUUUAAACCAGUCAUAUGCAUGAUCAAGGGCUAGUUUGCACUAAAGUCCUGUAGUAAUUUAUUAUGUAGUACUACAAAAGAUAAAUUAUUUUAAUUGUUAAUAAUGCCAAAAACAUAAUUAUGAAAGAAUUAUCAUUUUGAUCCUUAAAUCUUAACUGAUUCAUCAUAUUUGGUUUUGUUGUUUGAUUCCCUAAAUUCUUGCUCCAUUAUUGCAUUGUAUUUAUCUGAUUAGUCUUUUAACUGUCCAGCAGAUUUUCUAACCCAUGUCUUGUGGAAAUCCAGCAGUUCUUGGGAGUGCCUAGAGGUUUAGACUUACAGUCUGAAGAUGAUGUGUAAUACAAUGAUAAGCUUUUGAGGGACUAAAAGCAUAAAGCUAGUUGUGUUGUAAUUAAGUGCUAUUUUGCUGCAAAAUAAAAUCUAGAAAACUGCUGUAUCGUAAAGUAUAGCUUUCAUUUACCUAUGGAUGUUUAUGAUUAUCUUUUAAAAAAUUUGGUUUACUUUGUUCUUGUACUUAAUUUUCUGCCUAAGCCAUAAACUACAAAAGCUUUGAAUAUGUAUUUACAUUUAUCAUUUAAAUUUAUGUGGAUAACUGAACAACUUUUUCAUCUUAUUACCAUAAGAAUUGGCAUAUACUUUGGUUCAUGGAUGGUUUUUCCUUGACCUGGCAUGCACUUUUACUUGGAACUAUUUCAAGUAUUCUACGAAAGCUACAGCAGUGAGCUUAGGGGGAAUACCAUAGCUGCUGCAUUUAUUUUUUUUUGUUAUAUGGUCAAGUUAGAGUAUCACUGAUACAUUAAGAAACUUGGAUCUCAAUAAAAAAAUAGAAACAAUGACCAGUCCUUUCUUUCAUUUACAACUCCUGUAGCAUUACACUCACUUUUCAAACAGUUGGCUGCUCCUUGUUUUAACUCCUUCAAUUUAUUUUUGCUAAGAAAAGUGGUCUCAUAAACUUACUGCCAGAUGCUGUUUCUUGUAAAAUUUAACUUCCAGUAUUAAUAUAAUAAUACUGGAAUGUCAUGGAUGUCAUGGUACAUAAUGAAAAAUUACUUCCAUUAAGGCCACUUUUAGUUUAAGCUGUUUAUCUUGUGUAAACAAAUUUACUUUGAAAUAUUUAUUUAACAAGUCCUAGCCUUAGUGCUUUUUUUUUGCUAUUCUCACUGCAUUUUUUCUCCUUUAUUUUGAGGACAUCCAGCUGUGUUAAAUAAGUAAUUAACUACUGCUGCUUGUCAAAAUACUAUUUUAAAUUUGCGAGUACAGCUUCUAAUAUUUUUUCCUCCCUCCAGAAGGAGGUAUUUAAUGGAGGCCUGAUGUCUCCUGCAAGCAGCCUAGGACCAUGCUAGAAUUGUGCAGUUUGAAGCAAUAUCCAAAUGUUUACUGACUUGUUUACUGAUACUGCCUGUUGAUCAGCCAGUUUCUCCAUUCAACAAACUGAAAAUGUAACAAUUACAAAAUAACACUAAAAUCAUUAGCUUUAUAAUUAAGGCCAGUUUUUAAGUGCCAAUAGACUUUUUAUUCUCUUACUUGAAUCGUUGGUGUACAUUUUUACAAAUUUUACAUUUACCUUGUACUCAAUAUAAUUACUUGAUAUCCUUUCAGAGCAGAAGUGUACUAAAGGUUGCUGAAUUUGCUUAUUCCUUUGGCACUAAGUGCAUUGUAUGUGUCUCCAAGGCUGAACUGUAUUUUGUUUUUAAUUCGGAUUUCCAGCAUCUCCAGUUUUUUUUUCUUUUUCCCUUCUUUAAGUAAAUAUGCUACCUGUUCCAACUUUCUUCACACAACAAACCCUUCACUCCAGAAAUCAACCUAGUGAACCUUCUCUGAAUUCCCCCCAAAUCAAGAGUAUAAUUAAAUGAACGCUAAGACAAUACCUAGCCUUGAGAUUCAGUCCCUAUAAAAUUGCCUCAAAAUCUUUUGUUUAAAUUCCACAUCUCUUGUCGCCUUCCUAAUUGUUUGUUGUAUCUGCAUGUCAACAGCUGUGUCUCAUAUACUAGUACCCCAGAUCCUUUUAAAAUAGUUCAUACUAUUUAAAUAAUAUGUAUUGAUAUUCCUUAAGGGUUUAAUCUUGGUCCUUUUCCUUUCUGUACCUUGUCGACGCUACUUUGAUGAUAUGACUUGAGUGUGUUUGCUGAUGCUAUGAAACAGCUGCUACAUCAAUCUUAUGUCAUAUUUGUAACAGCUUUUUUAUGAAGUUUAAUAUCAGAGCAAAAACUUACUGCAAGGGAGUUUAGGGGAGGCUUAAAUCUCUACCACAAACUCCACCUGCUGGAAGCCAUUGCAGAGAAAGAGUGUAGCUGUGAUAGGUACUUCACAAAAAUAAAAAGAAACUCAAAUAUGACACUGGAUUGUUCAUGUGCUUCUUGUUACUGCCAGAUGUUCACCUGUGCUUCAGCUCCAUCCCCUAAGGUACUGUUUUCCUCUGCCUUUGCCUUUGCUCUCCUCUAGGUUUGGUAUUCCUUGGAUGGUCUUUUUUAAUGCAGUUCAUGCUGUAUAAAUGCAGAAAUACCAUAAUUUUAUGCAUUUGCAUGAUUUUUUUUCCUGGCACCAUGAACUAAAGAAAAACUGUUUACUUAACAAGAAUGUAUACGGCAAUUUUUUUUUCAGCUAACCUAUACUAAUCCAAUUUGAAGUUGUACAUUACAAACACUAGAAAGUCUGAGAUUCUGGAAGUCCAAAGCAACACACACACAGCAUGGGAAGAACUCUGGUCUCGGCCCAAAACAUUGACUGUUCACUCACUCUUUUCCAUAGCUGCUGCCUGAUCUGCUGAGUUUCUCCAGUAUUCUGUGUUUGUUGCUCCAAUUUGAGGUUGGCUCUUUUUGAUUUUAAUUAUACAUCUUUGCUUUCUAUGGUCCCAUUCUAUUUCUGUUAAAGUUUAAUGCAGUUUGAUAACCUAAUUCUUCUUUUGUAAAUAGUCAGCAUUAUUGUAAUACUGAUUAUGUUUACAGCAUGAUUACAAUGCUAUCAGCUUCACUUUGUGUAAAAUUAUAUGCUUGGAUUCAUUAAAAGGUGCAUACCAA
Mobula hypostoma (lesser devil ray) is the source of this 5056-nucleotide messenger RNA. Its product is annotated as dynein light chain Tctex-type 1-like. Lineage: Eukaryota; Metazoa; Chordata; Chondrichthyes; Myliobatiformes; Myliobatidae. The coding region runs from base 67 to 414 and encodes 115 amino acids. Gene Ontology annotation, biological process: microtubule-based movement. The record is from RefSeq and is a predicted model, not a curated record. Gene Ontology annotation, molecular function: dynein intermediate chain binding. The transcript has 5 exons. Gene Ontology annotation, cellular component: cytoplasmic dynein complex; cytoplasm.